AUGUCUCUCGCCGCAUCCCGUGCCGUGUUACGGCAGUCGACGUUCACCGUCCGCCGCGCUGGCAUCCGCAAUGCCUCGACGACCGCCGAAGCCACCAACACGGUAAAAGACGCUGCGUCAAAGGCACAGUCAAAGGCAUCAGAGGGACUCUCCAAGGUCCAGAGCUCGGCGAGCUCUGCGGCGUCGAGCGCUGGCCAGGCCGUCAGCAAUGCGUCGCAGCAAGCCACGGGCCGCGUAGGAAGGAUGGUCAACUUCGUGCAAGGAAUCAUUCCCCGGGCCACCUACUACGGAAAGGUUGGACUCGAGCUCGGCAAGCUCAUUGCCCAGCAGCGAAACAUGCAACCACCAUCCGUCCAGACUAUGCAAAACUACAUUCAGCCCGCUCUGAACGCCCUCCGCAACCCAAGCACCCUCUUCAGCCGCAUGGCCAGCGAGGCCAACAGCGCCACCCAGCAGUCACCCGCCAACGUCAUCGCACAAAUCCGAAACGUCCCCCGCGCACAGUGGUACUCGAUUGGCGUAAUCGCCGCCGAGGUCAUUGGCUUCUUCUCUGUUGGCGAGAUCAUUGGCCGUUUCAAGCUGGUUGGCUACAGGACCAAGAAGGACGAGCACCACUGA
Messenger RNA from Bipolaris zeicola 26-R-13, 618 nucleotides. RefSeq lists its product as uncharacterized. Gene Ontology annotation, molecular function: proton transmembrane transporter activity. NCBI's taxonomy places the organism in Eukaryota, Fungi, Ascomycota, Dothideomycetes, Pleosporales, Pleosporaceae. The record is from RefSeq and is a predicted model, not a curated record. Bases 1 to 618 code for a protein of 205 amino acids. Gene Ontology annotation, biological process: proton motive force-driven ATP synthesis. The transcript is spliced from 3 exons.